GCGAGCUCUGGAUGCGCGGAUUAUCCCGCUACACUGGAUUUGACCUCAGCAUCAUUCCAUCCGCGCUUCAUCACUCGCGAUGUGGAUUUAACGUGUUUUAGACAAUUUGUAGAAUAAACCGGAAUCUCCGUCGGUGGAAUAUAAUCUUCAUCAUAUGAGAUCAGUCAAAAGAAGGACCAAUGUGGCCAUUAACAUGUGGCGAUAUAAUAGAAUCAGAAACAAUAUGGAGCAUCUCUGUUUUAGUCCAGAAAGUCGACUCAAGGGAACAUCAUCAGUAACGCCUAUCUAGAUAGCAGAAGCUGACCGGUUGUUCACUUCUAAUCUAAAAGUAAUUUGGUCUGUUUGGAAUUCAUCCUGGUACCCCUAACAGGAUUCAGGAUAGCAUGUGUCAAGAACCUCAAUGGCCUCACCUAUAUGUUUAUCAUCUAAAGGAUUUGAUGUUUCCUCAAUGAUCUUCACAUCAUUUACCAGAAAGCGUAACUGAGGAAUUUUAGUUUGUUCAGUACACUCUUGUAGCAUAACCACUGGUUACCAUGCCUCUCAUUUGCCGGCCCCAUUGUGUACUAUUACUGCUCAGCACCUUCCUGAGUCUCGGCUUGGGCCUGGAGUUCACAGGCUCAAAGGGUCAGUGGGCACGCUAUCUACGCUGGGAUGCCAGCACCAGAAGUGACCUCACCUUUCAAUUCAAAACAGCUAUAUCUGAUGCUCUGGUUCUCUACUUUGAUGAUGGAGGAUAUUGUGACUUCCUGCUCUUGAGCAUUGAGGAAGGCAAGCUGAAGUUACGUUUUAGUGUGGACUGUGCAGAAACCACUAUAACCUCCGACAAGAUGGUAAACGACAGUCGUUGGCACUUUGCCACCAUCAGCAGGCACAACUUGCGAACCGUGUUGGCACUGGACGGAGAGUCAAAGGUGGAUGAGGUGAGACCGCAAAGGCAGUUCAUGAAGAUUGUCAGUGACCUGUAUCUUGGAGGAGUGCCUCAAGACAUUCGGACAUCUGCCCUAACACUUCCAGCGGCUAAGGAGAUGCCACCGUUCAAGGGGAUUAUUACAGACCUGGGUUACGGGAAUCAGGUUCCAACACGCUUGGGGAGCCAAAAGGUCCGCUUAGAGAUGGAAGGCUUGUGCACGGAAAACCCCUGUGAAAAUGGAGGCAGUUGCAGCAUGGCUGACGGUGAAGCUUACUGUGACUGCUCCAAAACAGGAUAUGUAGGUCGUUACUGCAAUGAAGCUGUCAACAAAACCCCUGGGUUCGCGCAUAUGGUGAAAUCUCCGCAAGGCAGAAAUAAAGCACGCGAGGACAACGUUGCGACUUUCCGGGGUUCGGAGUACUUCUGCUAUGACUUGUCUCAGAAUCCUAUCCAAAGUAGCAGUGAUGAGAUCACUCUAUCCUUCAAAACUUGGCAACGCAAUGGUCUCAUCCUCCACACGGGCAAGUCGGCUGACUACGUUAACCUUGCGCUGAAAGACGGUGCUGUUUCGUUGGUCAUCAACCUGGGCUCAGGAGCCUUUGAGGCUAUCGUUGAGCCCGUCAAUGGAAAGUUCAAUGACAACGCCUGGCAUGACAUCAAAGUGACACGCAACCUGAGACAGCACUCAGGCAUUGGACACGCUAUGGUGACUAUAUCGGUUGAUGGUAUAUUGACCACCACAGGAUACACUCAGGAGGAUUACACUAUGCUGGGCUCAGAUGAUUUCUUCUAUGUGGGGGGAAGCCCAAGCACUGCUGACCUGCCUGGAUCUCCUGUCAGCAAUAAUUUCAUGGGCUGCCUGAAAGAGGUGGUGUACAAAAACAAUGACAUACGACUGGAACUCUCUCGUUUGGCCCGCAUUGCAGACCCCAAAAUGAAGCUACAAGGGGAUGUGGUGUUUAAAUGUGAGAAUGUCCCCACUCUAGACCCUAUCUCCUUUGAGACACCGGAAUCUUUCCUCGGCCUACCUAAGUGGAACACCAAGCGUGUGGGCUCAAUUUCCUUUGACUUUCGCACUUCAGAGCCCAACGGACUAAUCCUUUUUACGCAAGGUAAACCCCAGGACAAGAAAGAUUCUCGUAGCCAGAGGAGCAACAAAGUGGACUUCUUCGCUGUGGAACUUCUAGAUGGAAAUCUCUAUCUUCUGCUGGACAUGGGAUCAGGAACGAUUAAAGUCAAAGCCACGCAGAGUAAGGUCAAUGAUGGAGCCUGGCACCAUGUGGACAUCCAGAGAGAUGGAAGAUCAGGAAUCAUCUCUGUGAACAGCCGUCGAACUCCAUUCACAGCCAGUGGAGAGAAUGAGAUUCUAGACCUGGAGGGUGACCUAUAUCUCGGAGGUCUGCCAGACAACCGUGUUGGCCUGGUUCUUCCCACUGAACUGUGGACUGCUAUGCUAAACUAUGGCUAUGUGGGGUGCAUCCGUGAUCUCUUCAUAGAUGGACGAAGUAAAGACAUUCGCCAGAUCGCAGAGGCACAGAACGGAGUCGGAAUCAAGCCGUCCUGCAGCAAAGUAACAGGCAAACAGUGUGACAGCAACCCUUGCAAAAACAACGGCAUUUGCAAAGAGGGCUGGAAUCGCUUCAUCUGUGAAUGCACUGGGACCGGAUACUGGGAUCGAACCUGUGAGAGAGAGGCAUCUGUCCUAAGUUAUGACGGCAGUAUGUAUAUGAAAGUGGUGAUGCCGACAGUAAUACAUACAGAGGCAGAGGAUGUGUCUUUGCGGUUUAUGUCCCAGCGUGCCUUUGGCCUGUUGAUGGCUGCCACAUCACGUGAGUCCGCAGACACACUACGUCUAGAGCUGGACAGCGGCCGUGUCAAACUGACCGUCAACUUAGACUGUGGCAGGAUAAACUGUAACACCAGUAAAGGACCAGAGACAUUGUAUGCUGGCCAGAAAGUGAAUGACAACGACUGGCACUCAGUCAAAGUGAUGCGGCGUGGUAAAAAUCUCAAACUCAUGGUGGACGAUGAUGUAGCUGAAGGUCAGAUGAAUGGUGACCACACUCGGCUGGAGUUUAGUAAUAUCGAGACCGGAAUCCUGACAGAACGGCGUUUUGCCUCCACAGCUCCAUCCAACUUCAUUGGUCACCUGCAAGGCCUGAAGUUUAACGGCCUCCUCUACAUUGACAUGUGCAAGAACGGGGACAUCGAAUUCUGUGAGCUCAAUGCUCGAUUCGGCAUGCGUUCCAUUGUGGCCGAUCCAGUUACCUUCAAGACCAAAGGAAGCUAUCUGGGUCUUGCUACACUCCAGGCUUACAGCACCAUGCACCUCUUCUUUCAGUUCAAAACUACCUCGGGUGAUGGUUUCAUUCUCUUCAAUAGUGGAGAUGGGAAUGAUUUUAUUGCCGUGGAGCUUGUCAAAGGGUAUAUUCACUAUGUGUUUGACCUGGGAAAUGGACCGAGUCUUCUGAAGGGAAACAGCGACAGUCCUCUUAACGACAACCAGUGGCACAAUGUGGUGAUCACUCGAGACGCUAGCAACACACACACGCUAAAGGUGGACGCCAAGUCUGUCAGCCAGGUGGUCAAUGGAGCAAAAAAUCUAGACCUGAAAGGUGAUCUGUUUGUAGCCGGUUUGGGACCCAACAUGUACCAGAAUCUGCCAAAGCUGGUGGUGUCUCGUGAGGGUUUCCAGGGCUGCUUAGCCUCCAUGGAUCUCAACGGCCGCCUGCCUGACCUCAUCAAUGAUGCUCUGUUUCGCAGUGGGCAGAUCGAACGUGGCUGUGAAGUUGGUUUCACCAAAGCUGACCUGCAAGGGCCCAGCACUACAUGCCAGGAGGAUUCGUGCGCCAACAUGGGUGUGUGCAUCCAGCAAUGGGAGAACUUCACCUGUGACUGCUCCAUGACCUCUUACUCUGGCACACAAUGCAAUGACCCUGGAGCUACAUACAUCUUUGGAAAGGGCGGCGGACUUAUCACAUACACAUGGCCCAAUAACGAGAGGCCCAGCACUAGAACCGAUAGACUGGCAGUGGGCUUCAGCACCACUAUCAAGGACGGGAUUCUGGUCCGCAUCGACAGCGCCCCCAGACUAGGAGACUACAUCAUGCUCCAUAUUGAAGAAGGAAAGGUGGGCGUAACAUUCAAUAUUGGUACAGUGGACAUCAGCGUCAAAGAGCUGACUACAGAAGUCAACGAUGGAAAAUAUCAUGUUGUGCGGUUCACAAGGAAUGGAGGAAAUGCCACCUUACAGGUGGACAACUGGCCAAUCAACGAGCAUUUUCCAUCAGGCAACAGCGACAAUGAGCGUUAUCAAAUGGCUAAUAAGAAAAUCCCGUUCAAAUAUACCCGGCCGGUCGAAGAUUGGCUACACGAGAAAGGUCGUCAGCUGACCAUUUUUAACACCCAAGCCACCAUCUCAAUAGGCGGUAAUGACCGCAAGCGACCAUAUCAAGGCCAGCUCUCUGGUCUUUAUUACAAUGGCCUGAAGGUUCUCAACAUGGCAGCUGAGGGUCAUGCUAACAUCAAGAUAAAUGGUAGUGUGAGACUGGUGGGGGAUGUGCCCACCAGCAGAAGUCCCUCACGUACCACCACCUCCAUGCCCCCAGAGAUGUCUACCACCUUCAUUGAGACCACCACCACCCUGUCAACCACCACUACCCGCAAACAGCGUUCACCACCCACCAUUCAGCAGACAACAGAUGACAUUGUGUCCUCUGCAGAAUGUUCCAGCGACGACGAGGAUCUGGAGGAGUGUGACGGGGGACACACAGGAGGGGAGUUAGUUAUCCCUGUUCUAGUUGAGGAUCCCAUAGACACCCCCCCUGUUUCCACUCGAGCCCCUUUCAUCCCCCUUCCCCCGACCCUACACCCCGUCCUCACCAUUAUUGAGACCACCAAAGAGUCCCUGUCAAUUGCCACUGAGGCGGGGGUACCUUGCUUGUCGGACCAAGGCAGCGAUGAUUGUGAUGAUGAUGAUGGUGAUGAUGAUGAUGAUGGUGAUGGCUUGGUGAUAUCGGGGUUUGGCUCUGGGGAGGCCUUCGACUCUAGCCUCCCCCCUACUGACGAUGAAGAUUUUUACACCACCUUCUCCCUGGUAACAGAUAAGAUCUUGACCACAUCGACCUAUGAAGGUGGCUACAAAGCUCUCGCACCCAAGUGGGAAGUAAAGGAUUUUAAACCUAGCAAGGCCUCUGAGGCAGGCAGGACUACAGCGAUCCCGCCUCUGCCUGACUUCAGGAGCUCAGCGGCAUCGCCUGUCACGUCUGAGACCGCUCCUAAAAUCCCAGCUGGGAAAAUGAACAACCGUGAGAUCAAACCCCAACCGGAUAUAGUGCUACUACCACUCCCCACAUCUUUCGACAUAGACGGCACAAAACCGAGGGGGCCGUACAUCACCCAGCCCAUGUUGCGCACCAUCCCCAGUGCUCAGCCCACUGUGCCAGGUAUCAGGAGAGUGCCUCCUGGUGCCUCAGAGGUAAUACGUGAGUCCAGCAGCACUACAGGUAUGGUGGUGGGUAUUGUCUCUGCUGCUGCCCUGUGCAUCCUCAUCCUCCUUUAUGCCAUGUACAAAUACAGGAACAGGGACGAGGGCUCAUAUCAGGUAGAUGAAACACGGAACUACAUCAGCAAUUCUGCACAGAAUAAUGGCACAGUAGUCAAAGACAAACAGCCCAGCACUAAGGGUGCCAGCAACAAGAGGCCCAAAGACAAGGACAAGGAAUACUAUGUAUAAAACUAAAUCUGAAUGACAACUCAUAGACAGAACAAUAUCUGAAAAAUUUUAAACAGAAAACAGUGAUUUUACACAAAAAAAUCCUUUAAGAACUCAAACACAUUGAGUCGAAAUGAACCCAUUUCCGAGUUAUGUGAUUUGAAGCACACUUAAGCAUAUGGUAAGCAUAGGAAGAAAGCAAAUAGGACUCUGGGGACCUUGAUACCUUACUGGUUGUGGGACAAUGCCAGUGUAAAAUAUCUCAUUGUUACAUUGUUAUCCCUCAAGUGACUUUCUGAGGUACAAAAUCCUUGGUGUAAAAAAAGAUGAAGGAAAAAAAAAAACAAAGCAACCCUUGUCCAUUGUAACCCUGUACAAAUCAAUUAUGAUCAUGGGUAAUGGUCAUGAUUAUUGGACAUGCAUGUGAUGUGUGUGAUGUAGUACUGAUAUCUUUGCAAAGAGGAGAACUAAAGGAUGUUGUUUUGGAAAUGCAAAGUGGGAAAAUUGCCAUAAAACAGUACUUUUCUAACCCACGCUGGAGAAGUGUUCCAUUAAACAAAUGGUAUGUUUGUCUUUUUUAUAGUUUUUUUUUUUUUUUGAGUAUGUAUUUCAGGGGUUUACUGAUUGAAAAAUGUUUUUUUUUACUUGUAUUAACAUACUCAUUUCCCCUUCAUUUCUGUUUUUAUUUUUCAUCCUUUUCUCUUCCUGUAUCUGUCAAGGACUAAUUUGCUUUAACAUUUGUAUUCUGAUUGAGCUCUGUCAUGUAUAGCCAGUUUCAACUGAAAAGCAUCCAUCUUUAACAAAUUAAAAAUCAGACAUUCAAAAUUAAAUUUAGGAAUCCCUCUUUCAGUUUUGACUCCCUAAGUCGCACACACAACUCACAUCAAAUAAACAAAGCAUGACAACUGAAAGAGGGCUGAAAUAUGAAUUUAUUUGAGGAAGUCAAAAGUGUAUAUUUCAUGUUGUCACAGUCAUCUGUGUCAAACAAUAAAUAUGUUUACAUAUUUUAUUACAUCAUAGAUUAUUGUACAUAACAGUUGAUUUUGACAUUUUUCAUACUCUUUCUGUACAAACUGAACAAACAUCUUUGUUUAUUGUAGCUCAUCCAGUGUAGCUCAUCCAAACGUCUGAGCCCAUGUUAACAAUCAAAUUGAUAUUCAAAACUGAAUAUAAGCAGGGAAAUGGUCAGAAGGUUUCAGUAUUUUAGGUGAACAAAUAAAUAAAGUAAUAUUAUGAACAAUGAAGAAAUAUUUCUUCACUAAUUUCUCUGUUGCUAAUCAGAUCAAAUAAUUUGUCUAAUUUCAAAUCUGACAAAGGGCAGAUUUUCCUGCUACUGUUUAUGUACACAAAUUAAGAGUGAUAAAAACACCAGCACCUCAUUUAUAAAGUGUGUACUUAAAGAUGUGCGUAUGCUUAAAUUCAUGCCAGUGCUCAUGUUUAUAAAAACUUUUUAGAGUCUUUGAUGUUGAAAAGUGCUAAGCGUCGUGUCAGGGUAUGAGUAGAAGUACACACUUUUUAUUUUUGGAGUAUUACAACUUUCUGGAAAAGUAAGUUUGUAUAAAUUAUGAUAAUUGGUAAGAUUUUAUAUGUUAAUGACAUUAAUUAGGAGUAAUUUACAGUGCAGAGAGCUGAAACCAUUAAGUUGCACUCAAGUUCAAAAAGCAUUAACGAUUCAUAGAUCGCACAUCUGAAAGAGAGGUGUAAGUGCAUGUUCUGUUCAUAUGUUCAUUCUAUGAAUCAAACGUACACAUAUUUGAGAGAUGAUCAUAGGAUCAAAUUUAGGACAGUUUCUGCACAACAUUUUAUAAAUGAGGCCCAAACCUUUGGAGUCCAUGUCAGAUCAAAUGCCACUGUCAAUAAAGCAAAAACAUUUGUUUUAUGUUUACUUUAUUACUUUACUUCUUGUCAUUGUUUAUGAUAUUACUUUAUGACAAAUUUAAAAUGUAUAAAUGCAAAAUAGAAUUUUACCUUUGUGGUCCCAGACAUUUGGACCCAACUGUACCUGCAUAAAGUGCAGUCGAAGAGUAUUGGAACAGUAAUGUAUGUUAACCUGUCUCAAUGUUGUUACUGAGUCAGAUCAUUGAAAAUAAUAACUUUAUCUGGUAGAAAUCACCUCCACACAAUUAGUACUCCAUGUAACUGGUUAUUUUACAGCUGGUUUUUGUUUUGUAUUUAAAUAAGGUUACAAGAGCUCAUAAAAUAAAGGUGGAUGAUGGAUUGGAUUCAUACUGCCACCAUAUUUCUGAAACAUUUUAUUUAUUUAUUUUGGUCUGUGUCUCAUUCUGUGUAUUUAUGAUUUUCACCAUGUUGCGCUGUUGUCGUGCAGUCUUCUAGGUUUGUUGCAUUAUGCUCAUUCGUGCUGGCAGUAGUUGCAAAUCCUUUUUUUUCUCAAGUAUAUUCAUUCUUUUUUUGUUAUCAUCACAGCACUCAAGAGUUGUGCUGUCAUUUUUAUUUUGUGUUUUUUUUUUUCAAUUCAUUAUUGUUUUCACUCUUGACAACUAUGUCCAGCAAUAAAAAUGUUCCCAGUUGUUUUUAAGGCUAGUGUGAAAUGUUCUAUUUAUUUCCACAAGCUUUUGACAUUCCACAGGAUUAUGAAAUUGCUAAUAAUUAUUCAUGACUUAAUUUUAAAAAUAUAUAUGGUUGGAAUAACUAUGGUUUAUUUAAAAAAAAAAUCUGUAUAUGGGGGAAAUGCUUAUGAAGAAAAGGAUUUAGAAAUACUGGGGUACGGUGGUUGAAAAAGUUGACAGGUAAAAUAUCUACUAAAGGUAGUAGGCUACAACUGUGCUUUUAACAUGAUUCUGGUCAUUGAGAGAUCAAUGAAAAAAGGUAAUGCAAUACAAAUCUAUCUGCAUUAACUGGUUAAGUAACUUUACAGUAUACCAUUAGCAGUGCGGACUAAUAAUCCAUAAUACAAACAGUGUGUAUAUUAGAGAUUCAAAGUGUAACUGAAAAACAGAUUAAUGAUCACACUGUCAUUAAGAAAUGUAACACUUCCCAAGUGGAAACAUAGCACUGAGCAAUUAUAUUCUUCCUUUUUUCAUUAUCCCCUGAUUUAUUUGACAGUCCCUCUGCAUUAUUAAAUGAUACGUGGCCAGUUAAUCAUGUGAACUGAGUUAUAUCUGAUCAGUGUUGUGGCUAAUGUUGAUGAAUGAAAUGAGAGCAUGCAAUCAUCUUUCCUCAUCAUACUGCAGCUGGAGCCCAAAUGGAGCAUUUGAUGAGCUCUCAUCACCACUAAUAAAUGUCCAUUUCACAAGAGCUGGCCAAAAUUAGGGAAAGCUACAAUUAUUAGUGCUUAAGCAAUGACAUCUCAGACUGAGGAGUUUUAACUAGAGAAAUAGUUUUCCUCAAAAAUAAAAUUCAGAUAUUAUUAUCAUCUCCUUGUGUUGUUUCAAACGUGCAUUUCAAAUGUGUUGUUUUUUAUGGAAUAAAAAUUGUAAGAAUCUUGUAAUGGA
Molecule: messenger RNA, 9076 nt
Organism: Puntigrus tetrazona (Sumatra barb)
Lineage: Eukaryota; Metazoa; Chordata; Actinopteri; Cypriniformes; Cyprinidae
Gene: nrxn3b
Product: neurexin 3b
Exons: 24
Coding region: 534-5645 (1703 amino acids)
Source: RefSeq, a predicted model, not a curated record